Molecule: messenger RNA, 3652 nt
Organism: Conger conger (European conger)
Lineage: Eukaryota; Metazoa; Chordata; Actinopteri; Anguilliformes; Congridae
Gene: pde3b
Product: phosphodiesterase 3B
Exons: 16
Coding region: 112-3393 (1093 amino acids)
Biological process (GO): signal transduction
Cellular component (GO): membrane
Molecular function (GO): 3',5'-cyclic-AMP phosphodiesterase activity; protein kinase B binding
Source: RefSeq, a predicted model, not a curated record
CGUUUGAGUGACUAUGGAGCGCUUUAGCUGUCAUGUAAUAACACAAUAAUAGGAUCAGGAAAGAGGGUGAAGGGACAUUCUGACGGGAUAUAUAAGUAUACAGUUGGAAACAUGGCUGUAAAAGAAGAAGGAGAGAUUUUGCACAAUAAAUUCAAGCAUCACGAUGGUGUUGGCAAUGCAAACAGCACAGAAAGCUUCAGGAACGGCUACGUGAAGAGCUGCGUCACCCCUUUAAAGCAAGACCACCAAGGGGGUUUUUUAUUCACUGUCUGCAGGUUUUGCAAUGCUGAUUUAUUAGGUUCAAAACGACUUCGGGCUUCGGCCCUUUACGUAGGUGCAUUCGCAGUUUUGGCUGUUUCGGUACUAAUUUCCAGGAGCUUGCAAAGUGGACAUUUCUUUUUGGAUCUGCGGACUUUUCUGCUGGGGUUUUCACAAUCUGUCAGUCCCCUCUUCAGCAUAGGCUGUGCGUUCUUCUUUUUAACAGUUUACCUGAGGAGGAAAAAGCGGGAAAGUCAUAGGAGCUGGUUCGUGUCGCUGCCUGCAUCAUGCUAUUUGGCGGAUUUCUUGGUUUCGGUGUUUUUGCAGCUAGGAGAGUACCCCCACCACAUGCAGAUGGUGGGCAGAUUACUCUUUGUGUUGGGCUGUGUCGGUUUGCUGACACUGGUCCCAACUUUGAAACUGAAACACAGUGUCCUAAUCCUAAUUUUCGCCAGUCUAGUGUGGCUGGUGUCCUUCACCAGCCUCGGAUGUCUGCCUGUGUAUAUGAGACCCAUCUCGGCUUGUCUGGCGGGGGUUUCUGGCUCCCUCCUGGCGCUCUGUUUCGAUAAUCACCACCAGCCAAAGGAAACGCCGCACCGGAUCCCAAACGAGGAGAAAGUGCCCGUCAUCAGACCUCGGAGAAGGUCCAGUUGUGUUUCUUUGGGAGAAACGUCAACCAGUUAUUAUGGCAGUGGUAAAGUCCCCCGGAGACCGUCACUGCCAUGCAUUUCUAGAGAACAGAUGAUUCUGUGGGACUGGGAUCUGAAGCAGUGGUACAAGCCGCAGUCUCAGGGCGCUCUCAGCGGCAGCGGGGUGGACCUCUCGGUCAUUAACGAGGCGCGGAACCUGGUUUUGGACCUGCUGUCGGACGCCUCGCUGCCCCCCCACACCAACACCUCCCUCCGCAGCAUCUCCCGCCUGAUGGGCACCUUCUCCGGGUCCUGCCGGCCCCGCCCCAGCCCCUUCACCCCCUUCCCCGGGUUCUACCCCUGCGCCGAGACCGAGGACCCCGCCGAGAGGGGCGAGAGGAAGCCACACAAGGGCAUGGGCAGCAGGAGCAGCCUGCCCACCCCCCAGCUGCGACGCGGUUCCACCUCCUCCCCCUCGGAGGCGCCCUCCUCACGCUGGGAGCGCACCAGCAAGAGACCCCUCCCUGAACUCAGCGCCAGCAGCCUGGGGGGUCUGCCCAAUGGACCCAGCGCUAACCUGCUGACCAUUCCCAAGCAGAGGUCAUCCUCCGUCAGCCUGACCUACCACACUGGGCCCCGGAGGGCAGGUACAUCCCCCAGUCUGACUCCUGUAAACUCCCCCUCUCACACUCCCCCUGCCGCGGGCUCCUGCCUGGCAUCGCGUUCAGCCCCCGUGGAGUUCCCGGACACGGCAGACAUCCUCACCAAGCCCAGCGUCACCCUGCACAAGCCACUGGGCUACGCACUGAGCUCGCCAGACUUCCAGCAGCAUCUGCGCUGUCCCAGCUUCUGUGCCAGCUGUGGGCGAGUGACGCUGAAGAGCCUACCCUCGGUGGACGCAGGGGAGGGCCUUUCACCAUCAGCCGCAGAAGCGGAGCUUAGACACACAGCGGGUGAGGGAGCGGAGGACCCCGUCGCUGGGAGAGACCGGGCGGGGCUGGACGGCAGGGCGUGUCCUGACCUGGUGGAGGCGGAGCAGGAGCAGGAGAAUCAGGAGAUGGAGAGUGAGCAGGACUUUGCCUUGGACCCCCUGCUGGAGGAGCAGGAUAGUCUCAUGGAGACGCUCAACAACUGGAACUUCCAGAUCUUUGACCUCGUGGACCGAACAGGAGGGAAAACCGGGAGAGUGCUCAGCUACGUGACGUACACUCUGUUCCAGGACACUGGGCUGUUUGAGAUAUUUAAGAUCCCCAUGCGUGAGUUCAUGGCAUACUUCUCUGCGCUUGAGAAUGGCUAUCGGGAUAUACCUUAUCACAACCGGGUCCACGCCACGGACGUCCUGCACGCCGUCUGGUACCUGACCACGCGGCCCAUCCCAGGGUUCCAGCAGAUCCAUAAUGAGCAUGUGACAGGAAGUGACACGGACUCGGACAGCGGGAUUUCCCCGGGCAGGGUGGCCUACGCCAGCUCCAAAACGUCCUCGGUGUCGGACGACAGCUACGGCUGCCUGACCUGGAACGUGCCCGCCCUGGAGCUCAUGGCCCUGUACGUGGCGGCAGCGAUGCACGACUACGACCACCCCGGCCGCACCAACGCGUUCCUGGUGGCCACCAACGCCCCACAGGCGGUGCUGUAUAACGACCGCUCGGUACUGGAGAACCACCACGCAGCCUCAGCCUGGAGCCUUUUCCUGUCCCGCCCCGAGUUCAACUUCCUGUCCAACCUGGACCACGUGGAGUUCAAGCGCUUUCGUUUCCUGGUCAUUGAGGCCAUCCUAGCCACCGACCUGAAGAAGCACUUUGACUUCCUGGCCGAGUUCAAUUCGAAGGUGAAUGAUGUGGAUAGCCCGGGCAUUGAUUGGACUAAUGAGAACGAUCGGCUGCUGGUCUGCCAAGUCUGCAUUAAGCUGGCAGACAUCAACGGCCCGGCCAAGUGUCGCGAGCUUCACCUGAAAUGGACAGAAGGAAUUGUCAACGAGUUUUAUGAACAGGGCGACGAGGAGGCGGGCCUGGGCCUUCCCAUCAGCCCCUUCAUGGACCGCUCGGCCCCCCAGCUGGCCAAGCUGCAGGAGUCCUUCAUCACGCACAUCGUGGGGCCUCUCUGCAGCUCGUACCACGCCGCCGGCCUGCUGCCCGGCCACUGGAUCCACCGGGAGGGAGCGGGGGAUGAACCCCCGGAGGAAGAGGAGGAGGAGGAAGAGGAGGAGGAGGAGGAGGAGGAGGAAGGAGACGACUCAGAAACGGACGACGAAGAGCUGGAAGAGGAGCUUCAACCGAGUCAUAAAAAAUGGAGGAAGCGUCGGAGGCGACGGCUCUUCUGCAACAUCAUGCAUCACCUGACCGAGAACCACAAGGUCUGGAAGAAGACCAUAGAGGAAGAGGAGAAGAGGCAAGAGCCCGGCAAGCCGCCUCCGCAGCCAACCCCCUCCGAAGCCCCCUCCCUGUCCUCCACCUCCGAGGACAUUCAGGUGAUCCAGGAGGAGGUGGAGGAGGAGGAGCGUCCGUAGUGGCACGCGGGGGUGGAGAUGACUUUCUUAGGGAGGGUGCGUAGGUGGAGGGGUGCGGCAGAGGGGGUAAGACGCGCGCACACGUCGGAGCCGCCCUGCUGGACUGAGCUGUCAUUGUGCGGACGCCCCCACACUUCAGGCCUGCGUGGGCUCAGAGAGAAGGCCUUAUUACUGUGAGCGGACUCCUCCCGCAAAUCCUAUGCACUUUCACCCCACAGGGGAAUAAGACAAAAACAAACUCACUAAAACAACCCUUGUU